Sabethes cyaneus is the source of this 4049-nucleotide messenger RNA. RefSeq lists its product as uncharacterized. The transcript is spliced from 13 exons. Gene Ontology annotation, biological process: G protein-coupled receptor signaling pathway; intracellular signal transduction; regulation of G protein-coupled receptor signaling pathway. The record is from RefSeq and is a predicted model, not a curated record. NCBI's taxonomy places the organism in Eukaryota, Metazoa, Arthropoda, Insecta, Diptera, Culicidae. Bases 546 to 4049 code for a protein of 1167 amino acids.
CUGUCCUUCCGGUCGCAGCCCCCCCAGCUUCCGUCACGCACUGAUUUCUUCGAGAAAUCGAAGAAGAAGGACGGGUUCAAAGCGACACCAACUAGCACCACAGCUGAAGCGACAGCACUACAACUACUAUUCACUCUGCGGAGGAAAUCCAGUGGAAGACGAAGCCACACGAUAUCAUCGGCGUCAGUGAGCAAAAACAAAACACGCAAUCGAAACAAACCGAAGAAGCCAGGAUAGUUACCCGUGCAGACACAGUACACAGUCUCAAGCAUACUGCAGUCGAUUAACUGUGCUUUCAAUGCUACUAGACUUCUCUUCUAACGCACACACAAUGGAGUUCGGCUGAGUCUUUAUCCCAAUGCAUACACUGAAACCAACGUCAACUUAGUGCCUCUUACGGGGUGGCACUAAAGUAAAAACACACCGACAGCAAUCGAUAACUACUUUUACUAUACAACACACCGGUACUACUGAAAGCCGCUAGGCCGUAACGAUACUAUCCAGCCGUGCUCUCGGACAGCCACAAAGUGUUGCCCCUGGUGGCCAUGGAACCGCCUGGUGUGCUGCCACCGGACCGAGAUGGAGGCAAACUUCUGCAGCAGCAACACAGUUUACAACAGCAGCAACACCAACCACAGUCACCUCCACCCACAAUGGUACUGACAGCAGCGGCAACAGCACAACAACUUCAACAAACGCAGAUGACAUAUUCACAGCCUCAAUCACAGUUACAAUUGCAACCAUACCAUCCCACACAACUACAGCUAGUUUCGUCACUACCCACGGCUAGCCAACAGCAGCAGCUGAUCCUUUCCGCCAGCAGCACCACAGCAACACCGAUCAACCAGGGUGGUAGCGGCACUAUCGCUGCUAACGUGCAAACCGGAAUCGAGCGGCUUUCGCGGCCGAUGGCAUUUGACAAGAUGGAGAGCCUGGUUCGCGAAAUGCAAGACCCGGAGGCUGGUGUACCGGUACGCAGUCAAAAGCUUUUUCUCACUUCAAUUCCUUCUGCUUUUAUGGGUUACGAUCUGAUCGAGUGGCUAAUGGAACGGUUGGGCAUCGAGGAAUCGGAGGCGUUGAACAUCAGCAAUCAGCUGUGCAUGCACGGAUACUUUUUCCCCGUGUCGGAUUCCAAAACGCUCGUGGUGAAGGAUGAUUCAUCGCUGUAUCGCUUUCAGACCCCCUACUAUUGGCCAUGGCAACAGAAAGCUCCCGAUAACAUUGAGUACGCGAUUUAUCUCGCCAAACGAUCACUGCGGAACAAACAACGACACGGCUUGGAGGACUAUGAAGCGGAUGCGUUGAGUAGUUUGCACAAGAACCUCAAAGGUAAGUGGGACUUCAUUACGAUGCAGGCUGAGGAACAGGUUCGGUUGGCAAAAGAACGCAAGAAAGGGGAUAAGAUUGUCGGAGAUUCCCAAGAGCGAGCUUACUGGCGAGUUCAUCGCCCUCCGCCGGGGCUGUUUACCCCACUGGAACCCUGUCCCAUUCCGUCCCGUGAUCGUCAAGGCAAGCCGCGGAAGCGCAACGUCGAUGACUGGCAGCGUGAAGUGGAGAUUCUGAAAGCUUCGCUUGGCAGGAAUCGGGUAAAGAUGUCGCAAGCUUGCGAAAGUUUGGUUUCGUACUUUGAAACGUUCAGUGAGUAUGAUCCGAUGAUGCAACCACCGCUGCCGUCUAAUCCGUGGGUCACCGAGGAUGUGAGCUUCUGGCAAAUGAACAAUCCGGUGGUGGAUGUACCGACGGAAAAGCGCGUCAAACGAUGGGGUAUUUCUAUCGAAGAGGUGGUGUCCGAUCCGACGGGACUGCAGGAGUUUACUGCCUAUCUGAAGAAGGAAUAUUCUCACGAGAAUAUUCGCUUUUGGAUGGCGGUUAACGAUUUGAGACGGUCGUCACAUUCGCAGAUAUCCAAGAAAGUGAAGGAUAUUUAUGAGGAAUUUCUUGAACCCGGCGCUCCGUGUGAGAUCAACAUUGAUGGUAAAACGAUGGAAAAAGUGCAGCAAGGCUUGAAAAAUCCCUCACGAUUCUCGUUUGACUUGGCUGCUGAGCAUAUCUAUAUGUUGCUACUGAAGAAGGACUGCUAUCCACGUUUCAUUCGAUCCGAGCACUAUAAAAAUCUGAUGGCUAAUGCAAUUCAGCCUUCGCACAAGAAGCGUUUCUUUGGAUUUGGUGGAGGAGCGAAAAAGAAAGGAUCGACCACGGUUGCACCGAAUCCGUCACUUUUGUCACAGCCAUCGGCUUCAGGUGCAGGAAUUGUGAACAGUUUAUCGAAACGACGUGGAAGCGACCGCAGCUUAUCCGGAUCGGCUCAUGAAUUAGCUGUUUGUGGAGUGAAGGACAGUACUAAAGUGCCACAUUCUCAUAGCCAAAGCAAUCUCAGCGAUAUCCCGUACAGUGUUUCGAUCUACAGAGGUGACAUGCCAUCCGGUAGCUUUGUCGGACACUCGGCCACACUAGUAGGAGGCUACAGCGAACAGAGAAACGGAAAGCAGGAAGUUAGCGGUAAAGCUUUAAGUACAACCCUGGAGGUAUCCCUGGAAUCGACCGGUGCCGCCUGUUCCGUGUGUCCCUGGGAUACUCCGCCAACCGCAGUCAAAGCUGCUACCACACCGACCGUAGGCGGAAAAGAGCCACCGGCUGCCGUGUCUGUUUCCGUUUGUCCGUGGGAUGACAAUGAUGCUCCGCUACCAUCCAACAGCGCGAGCAAAUCCCGAGCUGUGGAGGCCGUUCGGCCUGCGGAUAUCAGCGAAGUUUCGGAACGGAUGAAACGUUCUUGUGGCCUAAGACAAAACACGCUGGACAGCGAUUUCCACAGUUCGAAACGGUUGGCGCCGGUGAUUACUGAGCAACGCCGGGCUUCCAUGACGAUGGCACCUAGACUCUCCGAUCUUCAGUUUACGCUUCGGGCAAACUCGACUGGUGGCGAACCGAACGAGCCGACCAGUACAUUGCAGCAGCAACGAUCCGUAGAUUAUCCGAGAAAUGUUUCCCAAGGCUCACUGUCAACGAGUUUCGAAGACCGUGACGAUUCUGUAGCGACUCCGCCUACCAUGUCGGUAGAAAAUAUACACAAGCAAAAAGUGACGGCUGCUCCAGAGCAGAAAGUGGAACCGCUCAGUGUUGCCAGUGUUGUUAACGAAAAAACUAUCAUAAUUGAAACAAACAAUGAACGUGUUAGUGAUUGUACGUGUGUCACGGCACAAACAAAUAAUAUAAAUGUGUUUGAAGUGAAAGUAGACAAUCCAGAAUUAAUGGACGAAACAAAACCCUGUGCGGAAGAGUGUAGAGAACCGAAGGUUACUGAAAGUGAAGAUCAAAGAAAAGAAAGUGUUUCCGAAAAACAACCGCCAACGAUUAGUGUAUGUUUUGCUUCAGAAGAAGAAGUGCGCCGAAAACGAUCAUUGGUUGCAACCGAGCAGUCCGUUGAAGAUGAUCUACAAGAAGCUGAAGAGCCGGUGGUGUAUCCCCCCUGUAAAGAACAUGAACACGGAGUUGUAGAGGACGUUGAUACAGGUUGCGAGCUACCGGACCUUCCACAGGACAUGCCACCGCAAGCUGAGGAUGACAAUUUCCCCGAGAUGAUCUCGCAUCCGAAACAGUCAUCGCUAGAACAGGCAGAAUACGAACUGAUGGAAGGGGACAACCUGGUGGCGCCCGGGUGUGUGGCUCCGGCUCCAACUCCGGCACCAUCGAUCGCUCCGCUGGCUGAGGUGGAAAUGGAUCCGCCGGACGAUGAACCAGAACCGGAAACCGAAACGGACCGCACCGAAACAUUUACGGUGCACGUGACGACCCGGGAUAAACUGCAAGAGCUGGAACCGGAAGCAUCGGCCGCCGGUGCAACGACGGUCGUUAUCGUGGAGGAUCAGAUCAAGCGCAAAAAGAAACGCGACCGGAAGGAUCGCGAUAAGGAUCCGCUGCAGGCGCAAAGAAGCGAAGAGGAAAAUAGUGAGAAAAAGACGGACGCCGUUUGCCCGUGGGAUGAUGAGGAUGAAUCAGCGGCGGAUGAUGCACCCUAUGUUAAGACUUAUUCUACUCUUGGCUACUUGUAA